Messenger RNA from Aspergillus oryzae RIB40, 1182 nucleotides. Its product is annotated as formate dehydrogenase. Gene Ontology annotation, molecular function: NAD binding; formate dehydrogenase (NAD+) activity; oxidoreductase activity, acting on the CH-OH group of donors, NAD or NADP as acceptor. The coding region runs from base 1 to 1182 and encodes 393 amino acids. Gene Ontology annotation, cellular component: cytosol. The transcript is spliced from 4 exons. The record is from RefSeq and is a predicted model, not a curated record. Lineage: Eukaryota; Fungi; Ascomycota; Eurotiomycetes; Eurotiales; Aspergillaceae.
AUGACUUUUGCUCGCUCCAUCACUCGUGCGGCCUUGAAGGCUAGCCCUCUCAGCCGGGCUUCCCGGACUUUCUCCAGCUCAUCGAGCGCCCAGAGCAAGGUUCUUAUGGUCCUCUACGAGGGCAAGGAACACGCCAAGCAACAACCUCGUCUUCUCGGUACCGUUGAGAAUGAGCUCGGCAUCCGCAAGUGGCUCGAAGACCAGGGCCACACCCUGGUGACCACCUCCGACAAGGAAGGCCCCAACUCCACGUUUGAGAAGGAGCUUGUCGAUGCCGAAGUUAUCAUUACCACUCCCUUCCACCCCGGUUAUCUCACUGCCGAGCGCCUUGCCAAGGCCAAGAACUUGAAGCUUGCCGUUACCGCCGGUAUUGGCUCCGACCACGUCGAUCUGAAUGCCGCCAACAAGACCAACGGUGGUAUCACUGUGGCUGAGGUUACCGGCUCCAACGUCGUAUCUGUCGCCGAGCAUGUUCUGAUGACUAUCCUGACCCUGGUUCGCAACUUCGUCCCCGCCCAUGACCAGAUCCGCAAUGGCGAGUGGGAUGUUGCUGCUGUUGCCAAGAACGAAUUCGACUUGGAGAACAAGGUGGUGGGAACCGUCGGUGUUGGCCGUAUUGGCGAGCGUGUCCUUCGCCGUUUGAAGCCCUUCGACUGCAAGGAGCUUCUCUACUACGACUACCAGGGACUGAGCGCUGAGACCGAGAAGGAAAUCGGCUGCCGCCGUGUUGAGGACCUUGCCGACAUGGUUUCCCAGUGUGACAUUGUCACUAUUAACUGCCCCCUCCACGAAAGCACCAAGGGUCUCUUCAACAAGGAGCUCAUUGCUAAGAUGAAGCCUGGCUCUUGGCUCGUGAACACCGCUCGUGGCGCCAUUGUUGUCAAGGAAGAUGUCGCCGAGGCCCUCAAGUCUGGCCACCUCCGUGGAUAUGGUGGAGAUGUCUGGUUCCCUCAGCCAGCUCCCAAGGACCACCCUCUCCGCUACGCUGAGCACCCAUGGGGUGGCGGUAACGCCAUGGUCCCUCACAUGUCUGGUACUUCCAUCGAUGCUCAGGUCCGCUAUGCCGAGGGUACGAAGAGCAUUUUGGACAGCUAUUUCUCCGGCCGUGAGGACUACCGCCCUCAGGACCUGAUCGUCCACAAGGGUCAAUACGCCACCAAGGCCUAUGGUCAGCGCAAGUAA